GAAGGGUGCGUCCGAGCCGCCCCAGCGCGCCUCCUCCCGGCCCGACAGCUCACAAGGCCACCACCCACCGCCCCGAAGUCCCGGGAACCGCGGCGCGUCCCCCGGGGCAAGGUCAAAGCGUCGGAUUUUUCAGCUGUGCCGUCGCCACCGCGAUCCAGUCGCUCUCCGAACUCGUGGGCCGGCGCCGGGAUAGAGGAGCAGAUAUAUCCCGACUCGAGCACUCCAGCCCGGGAGCACCCCAGCCCCGGAGCAUCCCCGCCCCGGAGCACCUUCACAGUGGGGGGUCUUCACGACCAGGAACAAACCCUAGACGAGCAACAUUCUGGAUUGGAGCGUUCCCCGACCUGGAGCAUCCUACGUGGAGGACGCUACGCGGUACCCGGCGCAACACCCCACCCGCUCUUUCGCCAGCCGAGUUUCCAGCCUGCUGCUAACAGACGCCUUUCCUUUCUUAUUACUUUCUGUUCUUUUUCUUUGUUCAGUCUUCUCUACUUGCCUUAUCUCUUUAAUCACACUUGCCGCUCCUCUCUUUCGUUUCUUUUUUCGCAGUGCUAGGGAAGCAGCCUGUUGCUGUUUGCCACCUGCUUUCUGAACUGUGUCCCCCAUCGCCUCAGUGUGAAGGAGGGACAGCCGGCCCCGCCCCAGCCUCCGCGACACCAGUCUGAAGAAAAGCUUUUUGAAAGCAGAAUUCUAAACAUGCAUUGUGGACAACUACCCUUGACAUUUUUGGUUCUUAUAUUUGUAAGCACCUCAGAAACCUGUUCGCUACUUGACAACAUAUUUGUACUUGAAGGGGAACAUUUCUAUCUGAAAUAUUGCUCAUUGAAUGAUGAGCAUGAGAAUGAAACAGCCACCAUAAAAUGGUUCAAAGACACUGGAUCACAAGGACGUGUUGAGCUAAGCUCAAACAGUUCUUCCAGAAUUACUUUCCAUGAUUAUGUUUUGGACUUUUGGCCAGUUGAGUUGGAUGACAGUGGAUCUUACUUUUUCCAAAUGGGAAACACUACUUUUAAAUGGAAAUUAACUGUCAUCAAAAGAAAUAAACACAGCUGUUUUUCUAAAAACCACGUAAUUAGUCUUAAUGUGAGUGUUAAACAUUUGCUGAACGUGAACUGUGAAAAUCAUUUCUCUGGAAAACUGGUCAACAGAAUAACAUGGUAUAAGAACUGUGAAAAGAUAGAGAACAAUACAAACCUGUCUUUACAGAAGAAUGCCGAUUUUAAAGAUCAGGGAUAUUACACCUGCAUGUUCUUAUUUCAUCAUAAUGGAAAAUUAUUUAAUGCUACCGUAACCCACAAUGUAACAGUUGGAGAUUACAAUAAAAUAACUCCGACUCUUUUGGAACCACGGGUUACUACCUCUGUUAGAGUGGAAUUAGGAAAAGAUAUACAGCUCAACUGCUCCGCUACAGGGGAUGAAAAAGAUAGGAUUGAUUGGUACAUCGGAAAUAGAAGUAGAAAUGUACAUGAAGAGGAACAAACAAAAAUUAAGACUCCAGAAGGCAAAUGGAUAACUUCAAAAAUAUUGAGAAUUGAGAAUGUUAAUGAAGAAAAUCUAAAUUUUCCAUAUAACUGCGUUGUGCAGAGCUACAGUGGAUAUCAAGACUUCAAAAGCUUCAGAUUGUUGAAAAAAGAAGAUCUGGAUGAUAUCCCAGGCCACGUCUUCACUAGAGGAAUGAUCGCAGCUGUUUCGAUCUCAGUGGUAGUUGUGUGCCUAGUGAUUGUGGGUGUCAUUUAUAGAGUUGACUUGGCUCUAUUUUAUAGACAUUUCAUGGGAAGAGAUGAAACGUUAACAGAUGGAAAAACAUACGAUGCUUUUGUGUCUUAUCUAAAAGAAUGCCGACCCGAGAGUGGAGAGGAGCACACGUUUGCCGUGGAGACUUUGCCCAGGGUGUUGGAGAAACAUUUCGGCUAUAAGUUAUGCAUAUUUGAAAGGGAUGUGGUGCCUGGAGGAGCUGUUGUUGAUGAAAUCCAUUCACUGAUAGAGAAAAGCCGAAGACUAAUCAUUGUCCUGAGUAAAAGUUACAUGUCUAAUGAAGUCAGAUAUGAACUUGAAAGUGGACUCCAUGAAGCACUGGUGGAAAGGAAAAUUAAAAUAAUCUUAAUUGAAUUUACACCUGUCAGUGACUUCACAGUCUUACCCCAAUCACUAAAGCUUUUGAAAUCUCACAGAGUUCUGAAGUGGAAGGCUGAUAAAUCUCUGCCUCAUAACUCAAGGUUCUGGAAAAAUCUUCUUUAUCUGAUGCCUGCAAAAACGGUCAAGCCUUAUAGAGAUGAAUCAGAAGUCUUGCCUUGCUUUCACAGUCCUGAUCUUUAGAAAAGCGGAUUGUAAGAAAGAACUCCUGAAGCUCUGGAGAUUGGGUGGAUGAGCCUGUUUAUAACAAAAUAUUGUUCAAAAUAUUUGAUUCUAUGAAAAUCCAACUCAGUUUGUAAAUGAAACUUCUCAUUAGGUUGCCAGGAAUCAGACUGAAACUUGAGCUGUAGUCGUGUGCUCUCAGAAGACUCUAGAAUUCAAAAAAAAACGGAUCUCCUCUUUCUCCCUCUUUCAUAACUGGAUACCGUGGCUUGGAAUGAUGCAGAAUAACUUACGCCUUACAAAAAGGGCACAUCUUUAGGAGUUUUUAAUGUUAAUGAUUACAUUAAAGGAUUUUAAGUUUAUGAAGUGGUGUUUUCUAUGAGCCAGUAGGUGACACAGUGACUGGAAUGGUGCUUUCACGCUCCCACAAUAGCUACGUACCUCUAAACACCAUGUACAGUGGGAGAGAGCUGGCAGGAUUGCGUGCCAAUUAGGGGAGCAAGACGUAUGCUGUAACAGGGUGUUGGCCACAGGAUGUGUCCAAAUGUCCCAGCCCAGAAGCAGGCCCGUGGUUCUUGGAACCCUACGAAGGUACCGCACAGGGCUUGCUUAACUGGGUCUAUUUGUGGGAACUUCUUGAAAGGAACCCAAAAUAACUUUUUAUCUUUCAUGAGAGACACAGAUUUUAAUUCAAAUAUUCUCUGGCUCUUUCAAAAAUGAUCAAAAACAUUUGUUGGUUUUACAUAAAUGUUUAUAUACAGGAUGGGUGUCAGAUCAUAUUAGCCAUUAAGCAACAACAAAAAAAGAUAGUUACUUGCUUGAUUUUUUAAAACUUACAUAUUUAAAAUGCCUUCAGGGUGGAGGUAGCACAGCAAAUGGUUUAGUAUAUGAGUUGUACAAUCAAGGUCCUGGAGCUCCAAUCCUGGGUUUGCAACUCCUGUGACCUCUGGAGAAUUUUCUAACCGAUCUGUGCCUUGGUUUCCUCAUCUGUAAAGCUAUAAUUUAUAAUAUUAUACCUACUUUACAAAGUAGCUAAGUGAAUAAAUCAAGUGCUUACAACAGUUCUUGGCAUGGACUUAAUAUUCUGUAAGUGUUGCUAUUACUAUUAUUGUUAUUAUUAUGUAGAUCAGUUUUUUAGCUGUGGACUAAAAUGGAGGCAAGAAAGCAGGAAAGGAAAGAUUUGGAGAGGAAGGCAGUUUGACUUGAGGGCAUUUGUACUUGUAGAGAGAAGCACAUAGGUGAAGCAUAUCAGUAGAGCAAAAGAUAUUUCUUCAUUGGAUAAGUGCAACUUUUGACCCUAGAAGACAUAUUUAUCUGUCUCCUUAAAGUGAGCCCAGCACAGUGGACUGUCAUGACAGCCCCAGCAGUAAUGGCAGUCCAGGAAAAUCACCGAGUGAGUGACAAAUAUCAGCAUAAAGAGAAAGGAAAGAGUUGGGUAAGUCUGGAAGGCAGCUUAGGGCAAGCGUGGAGCAUGAAUGUUCCAGAAAAGUUUAGAGCAGAGACUGUUUAAAACAGUUGUAGUAGAUAUGGCUGAAAAUGAAAACAUAAUGAGAUUUUCAUUAUAUUUUCAGUGUAAGAAAGUAAUUUAAUUUUUGUAGAGCAUACAAUUUUGUGUGCUAGUUGGGUGGGUAAAAAAAGUAAAAGAAUUGACAUGCUAACAUGUUUUAUAUGUAAAAAUAUAAGGUCAAGAGGAAUUUCAUUGC
This is a messenger RNA of Rhinolophus ferrumequinum (greater horseshoe bat), 3998 nucleotides long. It is a transcript of the gene IL18R1, whose product is annotated as interleukin 18 receptor 1. NCBI's taxonomy places the organism in Eukaryota, Metazoa, Chordata, Mammalia, Chiroptera, Rhinolophidae. The transcript is spliced from 11 exons. The coding region runs from base 697 to 2316 and encodes 539 amino acids. The record is from RefSeq and is a predicted model, not a curated record. Gene Ontology annotation, molecular function: interleukin-18 binding; interleukin-18 receptor activity. Gene Ontology annotation, biological process: positive regulation of type II interferon production; interleukin-18-mediated signaling pathway.